Linnemannia hyalina is the source of this 4614-nucleotide messenger RNA. Lineage: Eukaryota; Fungi; Mortierellomycota; Mortierellomycetes; Mortierellales; Mortierellaceae. The record is from the annotation of a GenBank genome assembly.
AUGCCCGUGCCAGGAGACACAUCGCCUGGCUCGCUUCCUGGCCUGUCUGAAUUCUCCGCCUUCAAGUUCCCCCCUCCGCCAGCCAGGCCUGGUCAUGUUGUCCUCAACCGUUUCGUUCUCUACGAGACCAAAACUAGAUUCUACAUUGUCGGCACCAAUGCUCCCGCAGGAACACGGUUCAGAGUCCUCAAAAUCGACCGCACCACAGCGCCGAGUGAGCUCAGCAUCACCGAGGAUGAAAUGGUCUACUCCAAGGCCCAGGUUGACGACCUCCUCGAGAUGAUAGCCACCGGCAACCGUUCGACAGGAGGGAUGCGGGAGAUCACGAAGUUUUAUGGCAUUGUAGGGUUUGUCAGGUUCACGGAGGGAUACUACAUCACACUUAUCACCAAGAGAAGCCCCGUCGCGCUCAUUGGAGGCCAUUACAUCUUCCAUAUCGAUGCCACAUCCUCAAUCUCUAUUCACUCCUCGACAACGCCGACCUCAAAGCUGGACAAGAACUCGGACGAGGCACGAUACCUGCAGAUGUUCCAGAUGGUGGACUUGACAAAGAACUUUUACUUUUCGUAUUCGUACGACAUUACAAGGACGCUGCAAUGGAACAUGACCAGAAACCCGCAGGUCGAGGGCCGAAACCGCAUGUUUGUCUGGAAUCAAUAUCUCCUUGAAAACGCUUUUGGUGCGCAGACGGGGAUCGAGAAUCAGUGGGCUCUUCCCAUUAUGUAUGGCUUUGUCGACCAGUCGAAACUCUCGAUUCUGGGUCGAAACGUCUAUGUCACCUUGAUUGCGCGGCGAUCUCGUUUCUUUGCGGGAGCUCGAUUCCUGAAGAGAGGAGCCAACGACAGGGGAUAUGUCGCCAACGACGUCGAAACAGAGCAGAUCGUAUCGGAAAUGUCUACCACCUCGUUUUACGGUGCAGGAUCCCUCGACGCCAAUCCUAACCAUACAUCGUUUGUUCAGCAUCGCGGCUCAAUUCCACUUUACUGGGUUCAAGACGGAACUAACAUGUCUCCAAAACCCCCGAUUGAACUCAAUGUCGUGGACCCUUACUUUUCUGCCGCGGCUCUGCAUUUCGACGAUAUGUUCAAACGUUAUGGAGCUCCUUGCAUUGUUUUGAACUUGAUCAAGGCCAAGGAAAAAACGCCAAGAGAGUCAUUGCUAUUGAAAGAGUUUUCUGAGUGCAUUGAGUACCUUAACCAGUUCUUACCAGACGAGAAGAAGAUCUGGCACAUCAAGUGGGAUAUGUCAAGAGCAUCCAAGAGUCCCAAUGAAAACGUGAUUUCAGUGUUGGAGAUUAUUGCCGAGCGAGCAUUCGCGAAAACAGGAUUCUUUCACAGCGGCUACAACCAAGACUCGGCAAGGCAGCAGCACAAGAACAUCAUCUACGGAUCAGGAUUGCAAAACGGUGUAGUGCGAACAAAUUGCAUAGAUUGCCUAGAUCGUACCAAUGCAGCUCAGUUUAUCAUUGCAAAAUGUGCCCUUGGGCACCAGUUGUAUUCGCUGGGUCUUAUCGCGGAGCCAGUGGUCCCGUUCGACUGUGACCUGGUCAACAUGCUGACAGAGAUGUACCAUGACCACGGUGACACCAUUGCGCUUCAAUACGGAGGGUCUCAUCUGGUCAACACCAUGGAAACUUAUCGAAAAAUCAACCAGUGGACGAGUCAAAGUCGAGACAUGAUCGAGAGUAUCCGUCGGUUCUACAGCAACAGCUUCGUAGAUGCGGAGAAACAAGAUGCGAUGAACUUGUUUCUGGGCAACUACCGUGUUCAGAAGGGCACCGGACCGGCGCUGUGGGAACUUCCAGGAGACUAUCACCUACACAACGUUACCGACCCAGAGCUUAAAAAGCACAGGAAAAGUUACACCAAGUGGUGGUCACCAGACGCGCUCCUCCCACAGGAAGUCUUGGCCAUGAAGAGCUUUUCGGAGGCACAGGAGAAGGAUUAUGACCACUUCCGUCUUCAUGAUGCCGGGUACGAUGACGACUCUAGACUGAUCUACGGAGACGAGGACGACUCACUGGAUGACAAUGAUGACGAUGAUUACGAUAUGGACCCACAGCGCACCUCUGGAUCUGGUGAAGUAGAAGGUGGACUGGAGCGGGACGACAGUAAUGACCGGCUGGACAAGUACGAUCCGAACUUGAAACAGUACAGCGCCAAGCACUCUGGGGACGGCUCUCACCAUAUAGAGAACCUUCGGUCAGAAGAUGAAGACGAGUUUAUAUCCAAUGGACAUCGGACACGGCCGCUUGGCAAGAAUGAUCGCGUUCACAGCAUGCAGUCAGUCUUGUCUGAACAGUCCGCAUCGUCUUUGAACGAUGACGAACAUGGAAUCCGGAGAUCAAGCUCUGCUUCCUCCAAGCAUUCGUUCGUUCAUUCUAUAGCGGGUAUGCAACUUGAUCCUGCAGGUCUAACUCGCGGGCACAGACAACAAGCGCAUUCACCGGAUCAUGGACCUCAAUCUGCCAGUACGGGAUCUUCAACAACUCUGACUUUGGAGAACUUGCCCCCAGGAUCGUCGGAGAGUGUGAUGAUGGAUAUUACGGAGCGGAUCGUGGCUCCCCCUGUUCUCCUGAGAGAUGGGGAAGGGAGCAGGCCUAACGCUUUGCCAAUGUCAUCGUCUUCCUCCGUGUCGUCUAUGCAGCGUUACUAUCCUCGGCACCACCUCAGAAACUCCAGAUCAAGGUCAUCAAUGGCAACAUCCUCACGGAGUGGUCCAGGCAGCAUGCAGUUCACACGAGGAGAAAAGUUUGUCCAUGAUGGCUUCGACGCCUGCGAUGGCGACGCUAACGAGGAAUCGUCUUUAGGAGGAUGGGAGGAGUACUGGGACGAAUACUAUCGGCCGAAAGUGCAGACCUCGUUUCAGCGCCUUUUUGCCUACAACAUGAACUCAACCAGCCGCUAUAUACCACCCAAUGCCAAGGCAGCGGCAAAGUCGGAGAAGCGGUCAAUGCUUAGCUGGUUGGGACUUUCAGGAGGAGGAGACAGCACUGGCACCAAUGACAAGAACUUGAGCAAUAAUAACAAUAGCAGCAAGAAUCGGGCUGCAUCUUCCAACUAUUCUAAUGGGUCCAAAACGCUUCCGCUGAGCACGGGUCGCAAGAAGGGCUUUCUGUCUAGUCUAGAUGAGAACGACGAGAAAGACGGCGACUCAAAGUCAGGACACAAGGACGGCGUUGCCCAUCAUGCUCGCAGCAAUCGCCUAUCAAUCGCCUCAUUCCCAGUUAACCAUGGCGAGUAUGACGAGAAGGCCUCGCUUUCAGGCAGCGGGCGAACGCUUGGUCACCACCUUGGUCAGGAUGGCAAGGUUCGGCUACCUACCCACAUCCCCCGAACCAAGGAGGAAGAGUGGGAACUGACCAAGAAUGUCUGGACCAACUUACCACAGUUUGCCAUUCACGAUCCUAACUUUGUCCCAGGGUCAACAGAUACCAAGAGUUCGGAUUCUGCGGAUGACAAGUCUGGAGGCGGGGCGGAAGGUGGCAAGGACGGACAUUCAGCGGGGGUCAUUGAAGGCGGAACCACUAAAGGUCGGUCACAUAUCGAAGAGAUGGUCAAAAGGUCUUUGAUUCCGGAUGUAACCUCGCACGAGUCGAAGGAAUACAAAAGAUACACCCAACAAUUCAAGUCGAUCAGGUUUGACUCUGUUCCGACAAAAGGCGCUGCCUCGUACGGGAUCAAUGCGCAAGCAAGUCAAAGGGAAGAAUGGCCUGCUGGAACUGCGCCCAACACAGCUGCGCCAACUCCUCUCUCGGGCUCGGUGGCCAACGGACUCAGUCAGAUGCAAUACCCUCCAGGACCACCCCAGCAACGAACCAAAGGCGGAACAGCAUCAACCUCUCCAUCGACAGCAAGACCAGGGUGGAUUGGGGCUCAACGGCAAGCGUACGGAGGCUCCUCGGGAUCCACCGUUACGAUUGGGACAACAGACUUGAAUGAGGAAGAGGAGUUCUACUAUGCAGCCUUGCGAGGAAUCGGUCCAGGCUCAGGGGCUUAUAAUGGUCAUGACACAGGUCGCAUACGAGUGCUGACAUCUGGAUCAAACGGACCCUCUGGAUCCAAGACGUCACCUUUGUCGCCAGAUUUGCCUUUAACUGGUCAGCACUGGAGAGACAACCUGAUGCCCGAACCUCCUAUUUUGCUUGCGCCUUUGCAGACGACCAUCAAGGCCCCGAGCGAAUCCGAGAUGGUCCUGUAUACCGCUCAUGUCGAGCUGCCCAAGCUAACGCUGUACACUGUAGGCCAGACCUGCUUGAAUCCGUACUGGGGCACGAAUUCGGGAACGAGAGCUCGAUAUGAUGCAUACAUGAUGUGGAUCGUCAAGGGACGGUAUGGGUACAUGCCCAAUGCUGCGGGAGCAGGUGCUGGACUGUUGCCGUCGGCGCAGGCACAGGCCCAGGCUCAGUUGUCAGGACGGCCAUUUCGGAAGGGGAGCAGUCAUGCGGAUCAGGCUAACGGAGCUGAGGCGGCGGGUGGAUCUGGUGGAGGAGGCAAGGAUAAACAGCUCCCGCCACUUCAUCAGCAACAGCAUCAACAAUCAUCGGGUGUGGAAAAAGGCGGCAAGAACAAGGAUCGGAAGGACAAGAAGACAGGUCUUGGAGUUGCAUUUUAG